AAAAUAGUCAAAUUCUUAGUACCUACCUAUCCAUAUGGCCUUUUAUAUUCUUGAAAACAUACCUAAAAUGACUUUGCUUUUCUUGAUUUUGGCUUGUUUUAUGCAGCUUUGUUUUUGUGCUGUUUAUAAAGUUGGAGAAUCAGCUGGUUGGACAACUAUUGGUAAUGUUGAUUACAAACUAUGGGCUGCUACUAAAACAUUUCAAGUUGGUGAUGUUAUUGUUUUCCAGUACAGCCCACAAUUCCACAAUGUGAUGCAAGUAACACAUGCUGAAUACCAAUCCUGUAAUGCAUCUGCUCCUAUUGCAACACACACAACUGGGAAAGACUCUAUUACCAUAACUGCUCAUGGCCAUCAUUUCUUCCUUUGUGGUGUACCUGGCCAUUGCCAAGCAGGACAGAAAGUCGAUAUCAAUGUUCUUCGCGUCUCAUCAUCUGUGUCUCCAUCUCAAUCUCCUUCGUCGUUGAGUCACAUCCCUGCUGUAGCAGUGCCUGCACCUUCUCCUAGUCAUGCUUUUUACUGGCUUCCUAGUAAAAUUGGUGUUGUUUUUGCUGUUGCUUUAGUUCUUCUUGUCAGUUUUGCUUGAGGAGGGGACAAUAGUCUUUAGUUUUUCCUAAAGUUGAGAACACUCAUUUCUCUUGUUUUUACAGAAAUGUAAUAAUUGUAAGACAAUUUUCUGUCAGUUUUGUCAUGUGGCAAUACAAAACUUGUACAAGA
Messenger RNA from Solanum verrucosum, 717 nucleotides. RefSeq names its product mavicyanin. The transcript is spliced from 2 exons. Lineage: Eukaryota; Viridiplantae; Streptophyta; Magnoliopsida; Solanales; Solanaceae. Gene Ontology annotation, molecular function: electron transfer activity. The coding region runs from base 35 to 586 and encodes 183 amino acids. The record is from RefSeq and is a predicted model, not a curated record. Gene Ontology annotation, cellular component: plasma membrane.